This is a messenger RNA of Daldinia caldariorum, 486 nucleotides long. RefSeq lists its product as uncharacterized. NCBI's taxonomy places the organism in Eukaryota, Fungi, Ascomycota, Sordariomycetes, Xylariales, Hypoxylaceae. The record is from RefSeq and is a predicted model, not a curated record. Bases 1 to 486 code for a protein of 161 amino acids. The transcript has a single exon.
AUGGCGGUUACUCGCAAGCAAAGCUCGAUCAUCAGAGAAUCGCAAAAAAGACGCCAAGAAGAGAUCGACAGGAGAAGGGAAAAGGAAAGAGAAAGAAGAUGGGAAAUGGACAGGGAAGAGGAGAGAAGCAAAGCGAAGAAAAAGUUUUUCCUCCUGGGUGCCGCUUUGAUGUUUCGACGCUACGUGGAGGAGAUGCGCCGCCGAGAGGAGGAGGAAGAAGAAGAAGAAGAAGAGGGGGAACGCCCGGAGACUACGAGCGGCAGCAGUAGUGGCAGUAGCAGCAGCAGCAGCGAAUUGGAGAGCCCGACUCCAUCGAGACCGAAGAGGAAACAACCGAAGAAGCCUACUACUCCUACGAGAGACAAGAUAUUAAAACGCCAGGCUCCGCUGGGGGUACCUAGUGGGCGAUCCCCAGGUUCUAUCGAGCGGUGGAUAGACCAGACGGAACGGGCGACAAAAAAGCGGCAUCGAUGGUCAUUGAAGUGA